UUAUUUUUCAGGAAAAAAAUUCUUCAUCAAAGUUGCGUAAAUUUUGAUUCCAUUACCCUCCUUCCUCACUCUUCAGCUUCCACGACGAAGAAGGUGUUGAAUCCUGAUUAAGAAUAGAGAGCAAAUGAUCUAAAUUCAAUGCCAAAAUAAAUUUUCUGGAUAUAUAAUUGCGAGAUUUUCCUCCGAUCCAAUCUGACAUCAUGAAAUCUGUAAAUGCGGCCGCGCUAAAGAAUACUAGCGAUAAUCGAUCCAAUGGUGGGUCGGAGCAGAGUCAGCUCAAAGUUCCGUUCAUAAUCGGUGUUGCCGGUGGGACUGCGUCGGGUAAAACGACCGUUUGCGAUAUGAUUAUCGCGCAACUCCAUGAUCAGCGUGUUGUUCUCUUCAAUCAAGAUGCGUUUUAUCGCUCCUUGAAUGAUGAGCAGUUGAAGAAAGUCGGUGAGUAUAACUUCGAUCAUCCAGAUGCCUUUGACACAGAGCUUCUUCUUUCGUGUGUGGAAAAGUUGAAACAUGGAAGAGUAGCUACCAUUCCAAAUUAUGAUUUCAAGACUCACCAAAGAGUUGAACCAGGCCGUGUGGUGAACCCCUCUGAUGUCAUAAUUUUGGAGGGAAUUCUCGUUCUUCAUGAUUCUCGUGUACGUGAUCUUAUGAACAUGAAGAUCUUUGUUGAUACAGAUUCUGAUGUUCGUCUGGGAAGGAGGCUACGGCGUGACACUGUCCAGAGAGGCAGAAAUGUCGAGAAUGUCCUCGACCAAUAUGCUAAGUUUGUAAAGCCAAGCUUUGAAGAGUUCAUACUCCCAUCAAUGAAGUACGCCGACGUUAUAAUCCCUCGAGGGGCGGAUAACGAAGUUGCAAUCGACUUGAUAGUACAACACAUUCGUACAAAGCUUGGCCAACAUGAUCUCUGCAAGAUUUACUCCAAUGUUUUUGUUAUAUACUCAACUUUUCAGAUACGAGGGAUGCACACGCUUGUAAGGGAUGCAAAAACUACCAAGCAUGACUUUGUCUUCUAUGCAGAUCGUCUCAUUCGUUUGGUUGUCGAACAUGGUCUCGGCCAUCUUCCAUUCACUGAAAAACAGAUCACUACACCUACAGGAUCAGUGUACACCGGGGUGAUUUUCUAUCAAAGAUUGUGUGGUGUCUCAAUCAUCAGAAGUGGGGAAAGCAUGGAGAACGCGUUGCGAGCGUGUUGUAAAGGGAUCAAAAUCGGCAAAAUCCUAAUCCAUGGAGAUACUAACACCGGUGCAAAGGAGUUGAUAUAUGAAAAGCUUCCAUCAGAUAUCUCUAGUCGCCAUGUCCUAUUGCUGGAUCCCGUUCUCGCCUCAGGGAAUUCAGCGGUGAAAGCAAUAUCUGUGCUGGUGAGCAAAGGUGUUCCAGAGUCGAACAUAAUUUUCCUGAAUUUAAUCGCAUCACCUGAAGGAAUACACGCAGUGUGCAAGAAAUAUCCGAAAGUGAAGAUAGUGACGUCAGAGAUAGAUAGAGGGCUUAACACAGAAAUGCGCGUCAUUCCAGGCAUGGGCGAGUUUGGUGACCGCUAUUUUGGGACCGCACCCAAACGCCUUCCUACUCCUACAUCCCAACUAUAAUUAUUCACCAUGCAUUUUUUUUAAAUAUACUCCAAAUAAAUCUCAUUUUACUGCUGCUUCCAAAAUUAUGCUUAUCUUCCCCUCUCUCCUACAAACAUAAUUCUACUUAUACGAUCCUCUAUGUUAUAUGGCCAUUUGGUUUUCAUGAAAUAAAAUUGUUAAAAUUAAAUGGAAA
Messenger RNA from Salvia miltiorrhiza (redroot sage), 1758 nucleotides. Its product is annotated as uridine kinase-like protein 5. Gene Ontology annotation, cellular component: cytoplasm. The record is from RefSeq and is a predicted model, not a curated record. The transcript has 14 exons. Gene Ontology annotation, molecular function: kinase activity; ATP binding. NCBI's taxonomy places the organism in Eukaryota, Viridiplantae, Streptophyta, Magnoliopsida, Lamiales, Lamiaceae. Bases 201 to 1583 code for a protein of 460 amino acids.